Guillardia theta CCMP2712 is the source of this 1056-nucleotide messenger RNA. RefSeq lists its product as hypothetical. The coding region runs from base 1 to 1056 and encodes 351 amino acids. The record is from RefSeq and is a predicted model, not a curated record. Lineage: Eukaryota; Cryptophyceae; Pyrenomonadales; Geminigeraceae. The transcript is spliced from 2 exons.
AUGCUCAGAUGCUCGACUGCUAUCUCCAUGGCAUCCCUCCGUUGCUGCACAUCAGAAUGUGAUGGAUGUCAGCGCGAGCUCGAUCCCUCCGUUGCUGCACAUCAUCUCCAGACCUGCAAACGCCGAUCCUCCAAGCUUCCCACGGCGCAUGACAACCUUACUCGUACGAUUCGGUCGAUGCUGAACGAAGCUGGUCUUCAGAGCGUCAUCGAUACAGUGGGGGAUCCUCGUUCUCGACGGCAGGUACCCUCCCAUCCUGACGUGACGUUGGUCCACCCUUACAUUGGUAGCUCUGCCGACCUGACCAAGUGGGGGGAGGUCAACCUCGACGCCCUCCAUGUUGCAGCGUCUGAGAAGAUUCGCAAACAUCGCGCUGCAUAUGCCAUGACUACUCCUCCUCGAGCGUUCAUCCCUCUUGCCAUCUCGACGGACGGUACCCUGCAUCCUGACACCCUCCGCUUCAUCUGGUAUCUCGCGGACAUCAUUGCUCAGCGCUCGAUGCCUCUUGAGGAUGCGGCGUUUGGUCGGCACUUCGUGCCUGAUGACGGACCUGCUGCUGAGGUCUUGGCUCGCAAACGCGCCGCCACCUAUCAGCGCCUCACCAUGCAGCUGACGCUGGAAGCGCUCUUGUCUGGUGCGAGGCGCAUGACGCCCUUGCGGGCGCAAGCACUUCUCGAGCCAGAGGACAGCUCCUCCUCGGACUUUGUCGAGUCGCCCGAGGAGUCUUCGCCGGAGGUCUCCGACUCCGAUGGGGGAAACCCUUCGAGUGGCGCCGACGAUCGGCGCGGAGCUGGCGAGGCGUCUCCGUCCCUCACUGUGACGUCGGGUGCCUCCGGAGAGCUCGACACCACUGGGGUGCUUGCUGCUGGUCCGAGCUCGCCUGCUUCCUCCCCGGCAUCGGUCGGGUCACGCCGGUCCUUGGGCAUUGCUGCGGCGUCGCCGCCGUCACGGGCGGCUCCCGCUGACUCGGCUACCGCUGACUCGGAGGCUAGCGAGGAGGACUACCUCGAGCGUGGUCAGUCGGCUGCCUCCGGGUAUCGCGUCUGGGAGGCAUAG